Messenger RNA from Anisakis simplex (herring worm), 405 nucleotides. The record is from the annotation of a GenBank genome assembly. Lineage: Eukaryota; Metazoa; Nematoda; Chromadorea; Rhabditida; Anisakidae.
AUGCCACAAUGGUAUCAGUUCUUUGUUUAUUCAAAUUCUGAAAAUAAAACGGUGCCUUAUUCUGACAUGAUGUUAGCUGGUCUCUAUCUGUUAUACAAAGUAAUGAUGCUUCCGUAUUAUUUUCUUAAUUGGUAUAAUAGUACACGAUCUAUGUGUGGCUUAUCGUUGGUUGGUACGGUUCCUUCGCGUGCCGAUUUAGCGCAUUUUUCUCAGUGCACUAUUUGUGUCUCGAAUGCCGUUAAUCCUCUGAAGCUUCCAUGUGGACAUGUCUUUUGUCGACAGUGCAUUCAUACAUGGCUUGAAACGGAAAAUACAUGUCCUAACUGUCGAAAAGAUACGCCUACACCACUGCAGGAUGUUUCGUGGAAGGGUGGUGGUACAACCUAUUUUCUGCAGUUUUGCUAG